GUUUGUAAAUUUGUAACAAAGUCUAUUCACCCCCCCCCCUCUAGACUUUGUAACUCACCACUUCGGGACCACCAUGAACGUUUUCUCGUGAGUAAGGCUCUCUUUAGUUGCAAGCUCUCUUCACGGAACCCAGUCGGUCCGCACGUUCUCAAAAUGAUUGGAUACAUAACCAAUCUGGAGAAACUCGGGUUCUCCUUGCAGAAGGAGCUGGCAACGGACCUGAUCCUGCAGUCGCUCCCUAAGCUGUAUAAGGGUUUUGUCAUGAACUACAUGAUGCAUGAUCUUGACAAACCCCUUCCGGAGCUUCUUAAAAUGCUCCAGACUGCAGAGGAGAACCUUACUAAGGGCAAGGGUGCUUCCGUCCUUAUGGUCCAAGGCGGAAAGGGGAAGCCGAAGAAGGGGAUUAAGAUUAAGGCUAGGAUGGUCGGAAAGCCUAAAUCGAAGUCCACUUCAUCUGCAACCCAGAAACCCAUAGGAGGAGUUGCAAAGGGCAAAUGUCAUCACUGUGGUAAGGCAGGCCACUGGAGAAGAAACUGCAAGACAUACCUCGCAACCAAGAAGAAGGAAGGUACGACCAUUUCUUCUGAGGUGUAUGUUAUAGAAGUUAACAUGUUUAUAUCUUCAUCAUGGGUAUUAGAUACUGGAUGUGGGUCUCAUAUCUGUACUACCAUGCAGGGACUGAAGCAGAGUAGACGGUUAGCUCGAGGCGAGAUUGAACUCCGAGUCGGCAAUGGUGCACCUGUUGCAGCUUUGGCAAUCGGAACUUAUAGUUUAGUCUUGCCUAGUGGUCUAAUGUUGGAAUUAAACGAUUGCUUGUAUAUUCCUGCAAUUAGCAGAAACAUUAUUUCUGUUUCAUGUCUUGAUAAGAGUGGUUUCAUCAUUUCUAUUAAAGACAAGUCUCUUUCCGUUUACAGAAAGAAUGUUUUCUAUGCUAAUGCCAACAUGACCAAUGGGUUAUAUGUCCUUGACUUGGACAUGUCUAAUCAUUCUGGGGGGUAUGCGCUGAGCACUGCAAUAUAUACUCUUAACCGAGUUCCAACCAAGGCGGUUGAAGGAACACCAUACCAGCUAUGGACGGGCAAAUGCCCGGUUCUGUCACACUUAAAGAUUUGGGGCUGUGAGGCUUAUGUCAAACGUCUUAUGACGAAUGGCAAGCUUGACGCUAAGUCUGAUAAGUGUUUCUUCGUGGGAUACCCAAAGGAAACUCAAGGGUAUUCAUUCUAUCACCCUAUCGAUAAGAAGGUAUUCGUUGCUCGCAAUGGUGUCUUCCUCGAGAAGGAAUUUCUCUCCAUCGCAACUAGCGGGAGAAAGAUAGAGCUCGAAGAAAUUCGAGACGACAAAGAAACUACCGCGCUGGUUCUGGAACAUGAGAUAGAGGAACAAACUGUUGUACCUCAACAUGCUCAAGAUACACAAGAACCCCGUAGGUCUAACCGGUUACGCACACAACCUGAAAGGUAUGGAUUCCUCCUAACCUUUGAGGGUGACGUAAUGCUUAUCGACCAGGAUGAGCCGGAGACCUACCUCGAGGCAAUCAGUUGUGCCGAGGCUGAGGAAUGGCGUCAAGCCAUGCAGUCCGAAAUGGAUUCCAUGUACACCAACCAAAUUGGGAUGGAUGGGGAUGGAUUCUUAGGACAAAAGGGGAUGUAUUUUCGUGGGUUUGAAGUAGGAAAAGGUGGAGGAAGGGUUUAUUCAAAGUAGGGAAUAUUAGGAAAGAAAACAACACACACAAAGCAAUUUUGUUUGUCCUUGUCUCUUCGAUUUUCGGCCAUGGCUUCAAAGGCAGGUGAAGGACUUUAUUUUGGUUAAUAAAGGCGAAUGAAAUACUUUUGGAUAU
Messenger RNA from Cuscuta campestris, 1837 nucleotides. The record is from the annotation of a GenBank genome assembly. NCBI's taxonomy places the organism in Eukaryota, Viridiplantae, Streptophyta, Magnoliopsida, Solanales, Convolvulaceae.